AAAGGAAAAACCUAAUAUUGUUAGACGUAUUCAACAUAUCAAAGUGCAACCCGCCAGACGUAUCCGUUGGGCUUUAAGACGUAUUCUAGCACUUUUCAGACAAAGUUAUACAACUGCCAGACAUAUCUGUUGGGCUUUCAGACGUAUCCUAGUACUUUUUGGCCUUCGUAAUAUUCCGUUAUUAAAAAAUUUACAAACCUUAAAAUUAUUUAACGCCCGUCUUGCUGACUCUCAGGUUGCUCCAAUAUUGCGGUUCUCCA
Molecule: messenger RNA, 260 nt
Organism: Funneliformis mosseae
Lineage: Eukaryota; Fungi; Glomeromycota; Glomeromycetes; Glomerales; Glomeraceae
Source: the annotation of a GenBank genome assembly